Molecule: messenger RNA, 2363 nt
Organism: Acanthochromis polyacanthus (spiny chromis)
Lineage: Eukaryota; Metazoa; Chordata; Actinopteri; Pomacentridae
Product: ankyrin repeat domain-containing protein 13C-like
Exons: 12
Coding region: 87-1181 (364 amino acids)
Cellular component (GO): cytoplasm
Source: RefSeq, a predicted model, not a curated record
GAUCUGGCCGUCAUGAUGGGACACAAAGAGUGCGCUCACCUGCUGCUGGCCCAUAAUGCACCUGUGAAGGUGAAGAACGCUCAGGGAUGGAGCCCCCUGGCCGAAGCCAUCAGCUAUGGAGACCGGCAGAUGAUCACAGCACUGCUGAGGAAGCUGAAGCAACAAUCCAGAGAAAGCGUCGAGGACAAGAGGCCCAACUGCUGAAAGCCCUCAAAGAGCUCGGAGACUUUUACUUGGAGCUUCACUGGGAUUUCCAGAGUUGGGUGCCUUUGCUCUCCAGAAUCCUGCCUUCAGACGCCUGUAAGAUCUACAAACAAGGCAUCAACAUCAGACUGGAUACGACCCUCAUAGACUUCACAGACAUGAAGUGUCAGCGAGGCGACCUCAGCUUCAUCUUCAACGGAAACGCCGUCCCCUCAGAGUCCUUCGUGGUUCUGGACAACGAGCAGAAAGUCUACCAGCGGAUCCACCACGAGGAGUCUGAGAUGGAGACAGAAGAAGAAGUGGACAUCCUGAUGAGCAGCGACGUCUACUCUGCCACUCUCUCCACCAAAUCCAUCACCUUCUCCAGAGCUCAGACCGGCUGGCUGUUCAGGGAGGACAAGACGGAGCGCGUGGGAAACUUCCUGGCCGACUUCUACUCGGUGAACGGGCUGGUUCUGGAGUCCAGGAAGAGGAGAGAACAUCUGAGCGAGGAGGACAUCCUGAGGAACAAAGCCAUCAUGGAGAGUCUGAGCAAAGGAGGAAACCUCAUCGAGCAGAACUUCGAGCCGGUGAGGCGACAGUCUCUGACUCCUCCUGCUCCAAACACCAUCUCCUGGGAGGAAUACAUCACAGCUGACAACGGGAGAGCUCCUCAUCUGGGCAGAGAGCUGGUCUGCAAGGAGAGCAAGAAGAACUUCAAGGCCACCAUCGCCAUGAGCCAGGACUUCCCUCUGGGCAUCGAGUCGUUACUGAAUGUUCUGGAGGUCAUUGCUCCCUUCAAGCACUUUAAUAAACUCAGAGAAUUCGUUCAGAUGAAACUUCCUCCUGGAUUCCCUGUAAAGCUGGACAUUCCCGUCUUUCCCACCAUCACGGCCACCGUCACCUUCCAGGAGUUUCGCUACGACGAGUUUGACGCUUUGAUCUUUACGAUUCCCAACGACUACAAAGAAGAUCCAAGUCGCUUCCCCGACCUCUAACCUCCAGCCUGAAGGAACGUUGGGCUGCAGGACGGACUUCUGGAGAAGACGAAGGGAAUAACAAACGUUGGAGGAGCUGAUGGACGUCUGAACGGAGCCGUCUGGAGAGGAGCUCUGAGGUUCAGGAAGCUUUAGGGUCGGACUGAAGGCGUUGGAGAGACGCAGCAGGAAGUGAUGUUUGGUUUGUUUUAUGUAAGUAUGUUUAUAAGGGACUGUUGUAGUGAAGCACUGACGUUACCAUGGAGACGCUGCACAGGAACCCUCUGGAGAUCAGCUUCAGGUUCUUCUUCUGUUUGAUGAGAAGAUUUAAGGAGACCUGAAGGUUUGAAGUUUAAAUAGUGUAAAUUUGGGUUCAUUUUAAGGCCAGUAGGACGUUUAGAACCUGAACAACCUGAAGAGCAUCACUACAGAACCAGAGAUCUGCUGAAGGUUGAAGAACCUAGAGGUGAUCUCCAGUUGGAUUCUUCUGGACGUUGAGCUGUUUGGAGGUUUGACGAGCAUCUCUGGACUCUGAGGCACUAUUUAGAUCCACUACAGACACUUUGAACCUUUAAUCCUGCAGGUUUCUACGGUACGGCUGAUCAGCCUUCUGUUUCUGACCUUUUCUAACCUGCAGCAGAAGAAUGUGAGGAUGGAGAAGCAGCAGAUUUAUCAGAGCGUUUUUACACCCAAACAGACGUUUUCAUUUGUUUUUUUAUCCUCCUUCUGCAGAGGAACGUGUUUUUUUACGUAGCAUCAUGACUUCAUUUGGGAGUUUGUUGGUUUCUAAAUGGUGACUUUUGUUUUUUUGUACAUAAAAUCUUUGGAUUCCUCAGUUUUAACCUUCAGACAGGAAGUGGAAUAAAAAGAGUUUAGAGGCGAAGCUACGGAGCGUUCAGGUGCUGCUGUGGUUCAGGAAAUCUGAGCGUCGGUACAAAGUUUUAUUUAACUCAGAGUUUGAUUCUAACCUUUGAAUAGUCUGCAUAUUAUUAUUAUUAAUUAUAUCCAUAUUUAGCAUCGUAACCAAAUGCACUUUUGUUUCUCACUUCAUUCCUCGGCUGCUCCUCACGCUUUAUUUUGAAGCUCCUUCCUGUCUGCUUUAACUUUGACACGUUUUCUGUCCACCUGCCUGUCGGUUGUAAACGUCUGCGACACUAUUUUCAUAUAAAAUGUACUAAAAUAAAACCCACGUAUCCAAAAACA